AUGUCGCACGCUCUUGCACAUGACAGCCGCGAUGUCGAGGACCUGCUGGGCCGCUCCAGAGAGCUCUUCUACGAUCUGGCGGCCAUGGCGCAGCUGGCCCACCAGGGGCCGGCGCAGUUUGCCAUCCGCCAGCUUUGCGAUGCUCUUGACGAAGACCUGGAGGCGCUGAACCGGGAAGAGCGCUUUGUUGUCUUCAGCGGCUUGGUGUCGCCCACGCCGCAAGCAGUUCGAGAGCUCAAGGAGGAUGCCAGUGGACGCAGGAAUUUGAUGCCUACCUCCUUCAGCGAAAACACCCGAGGAAUCGUGACGCAGCUGGAGCUGUGCCCCGAGGCGGAGCACAUCGAAGUGCGACUUCUGGAGAAGGUCUGCCAACCAGCGCAAAGUGUCGGCACUGCAGUGCACAGCGGAUUUCGAUUGUGCGAAGGCUAUCCUGAACGGCUCGCUGGCCCCCGUCCUUGGCGCCGCCUGCAGCGCCGCCUCCGGCAGCUUUGUACAGCUGAAACGGGCCUGCGGCGCUUACAGAUCAGGCUUCCUUGUCCCUUGGAUCACCCCGUCUCCAUCAUCGACACGCCCGGCCUGGAUAGCUCAGAGGUCUGGCAGCACGUUAAAGAGCUUGUGCGCUCGAAGGCCUUCUUGCUGGUCUGGGUUGCUGCCCUCGACGCGCCCACCACCUUUGGGACUAAUGGCGAGAAGCUGCUGGAGCUCUACAGGUCAAGCGGGCAUUCUUUACCACCAGUCUUGGUCCUGACAAAGUGGGACCGACUCCAAUCCCUGCCGGAAUUCGAUCCAGACUCGCUGCAAGGGCACCUGCGCCAGCGCUUCGGCGCCCUGAAGCGAAGUCUCUGCAGUACCACGGUCUCGGACCUGACCUCCGAGGACAUCGAGACGCUGAUCUCAGCACUCUCUCCUAGCUGUGAUGCCGCCUCCUUGACUCGCGACUUGACGCUUCAUGCUUGCCGCCUCCCUCAGGGCUCCAAGCUUUGCCAAGAGAGUGAGGCACGCACCAAUGUCGCUGACUACCUGCGAUCGCUGGAGACGCCGGCGAAGCUGCGGUUCCAAACAGAGGAGCACCUGCUACUCGCAGCGAGCAAUGCUGCUGCUGCGCUUCAGGCUGUGCCAGAGGCAGCUGAUGAGGUGGUGCAACUUUGGCAGUCACUGCUGUCCCUGCUCGCCGGGGUGUCGGAGCCUUUGCGCAUCAGCUGCCGCCUGCAGAAGAUCGUGGUGGCCAGCCAGCAGGCGGCGAACAUCCUGCUGAAGGACGACGACCAGGCGGUGCUCUUCAGCGCGGACCAGCUGCAGGUGACGCAGCAGUCCCUGGCGGCCAGCUUCCGCCAGCGCUUGGAUGGCUAUUUCCAGGACUUGCCUUCCAAUGCCACGGAGCUGGCCAGCUACAAGCCACCGCAAGGCCUUCCGCCCACUGAAUGUGCUACCUGCCUCAUCCCGGAGUUUGUCAAAGUGGGGCACGACACGGCCAAGAGUGAGAAUCAAGGCACGCGGACUACGUCCGGUGCCUGGCGCAGCUGGCCAUGGAGCAGUGGCAAGCCAAAUUCCUGGAGAGAACAUGGUGCGCCUGGAGCAGAGCUGCUUCAAGGAGCUGCAGCGUCAGCUUGGCGAGCUCCUGCAGUGCGGGCUUCAGGAGGCCUGGCAGGCGAGCGGGGUCCGGCGCUUGGCCGCCUCGCCGCUGCGGGCGCUGCGCGCCGGGGCGACGGGCUACUUGUUGGGCGGCACGGCCAGCGCCGCGGCCGAGCUCCUAGGUGCCAGCCUGUCCUUGGGCCUGCCGGGCCUGUGCAUGGCCCUGGCGGCGGCUUACUUCCUGGAGGACUCGCAGUCGCGGCUGGGGUCUUGGAGCUACGAGGAGGCCCAGCGCCGCGCGGUGGAGAUGGUUCUGGAGAUCCUGAGCCGACGACCUGA
Molecule: messenger RNA, 1911 nt
Organism: Effrenium voratum
Lineage: Eukaryota; Dinophyceae; Suessiales; Symbiodiniaceae
Source: the annotation of a GenBank genome assembly